CCAUGUUCCAUGCUUUUAAUAGUUUUAGCUAGAAUGUGCAAAGGUUUUUUUUGUAUUAUAACUUUGACAUGCAUUGAGGACAUUGCAUGAAUUAAGUGUGGUGGGGACACUUACAUUUAGUUGAGCAUUUUUUUGGAAUACACCUGUUUAAAUAUAUUUGCAUGUUUUUACCAAACAUACUAGAUGUUAGAGGAGCAUGGAAGUAUAUGGAGCAGUUUUCUAACUCUUUUUCGUCCUAAGUUUCUAUUCAAGUAAAGUUAGUCUUAAGAAUAUCUUUUUUCUUCUCUAAACUAUGGUUAAUUACAUAUUAUCAAGAUGCUGAAAUGAAUAUAAUGUAUAUACUGGAACACCAUCUUAGGUUGGAAUGGGUGACACGGCACCUUUGACCCCUUAAGCAACGAAUCCCAAAAGGAAGUGAUGUUGUGUAUGCAGAAAACCUAAGUUGGAAGAGCAAACCCCGUUUUGGGCCGUAAGAAUCUCGUCCAUAACUAGUUUUAAAAUAAUAAGAAAAAAACCGAUGCCAUUGAGCCAAAAAAAGGAAAAAAGUGCAAUAAAUGGCUAGGUAAAAAAAGUAAAAUAAAAGAAAAUAAAUGAAUAAAAUAUUGUUUGAGCACUCGAGUUGAAACCCUCGGAAUACUUCGUUUAUUUAGGUUCUGGGCUAUCUGGAAUGGGCCUGGGGUAGCCUGGUUGAGACUCGCUACACGGGUCAACUCAAACAAUGAAAAAUCAAAUACUGAAUAAAAGCAAUAAAUCAAAGUUUCCAAGUUUUAGAGAAGAAAAUAUAUUUUCUUGAGCAUUUCCUUACUUGAUGGUUCCUUAGGAUUUCUAACCACUUUUUGCUGCUCUAUGUAUUUCUUUUAAAUUAUUCUCAAUGACCUUAAUUAAUUCAAAGUUUUGACAUUGAAUAAAAGUAAUUUCUACUUAGCUUUGAAGUGAAAGAAUUGUUUAAAAUUUAAAGUAGCAAAUUGAUUUUUAAAGUGUUCAUUCUAUUUGGUAUAUGAUUAAUUUUUUAUUAAUGUUCAAAUACAUCACUUUAUAUUGUUAUAUAAGAUAGAGAAGUUAUUUUGAGUUCUAAUGUUAAAAAAAGAGAGUUAGGAUUUUUGGUAUUUACUUUGCCCGAGGACGUACAAAGGACUAAGUGUGGGGGUAUUUGAUACGUUACAAAUUGUCACAUUUUAUUUGGUCAUACUUUAGUUCUUUAUUAUAUUUUUAGUACAUUUUAUGUUAAAAUAAAGUGCAUAAUGAAAGUGCAUAAUGAAAUACAUCACUUUAUAUUGUUAUAUAAGAUAGAGAAGUUAUUUUGAGUUCUAAUGUUAAAAAAAGAGAGUUAGGAUUUUUGGUAUUUACUUUGCCCGAGGACGUACAAAGGACUAAGUGUGGGGGCUACUUGUAAUAUUUUUACACUAAAAUCAUAAGUUGGGUAAAGUUUUUAUUAUAUUUCGUGUUGAAAUUAAUUUCUCUUAUAUGUAUUUUCAGAUAUACUCUUUGGAAUAAAAAAAAAUAGAUGUUAAGUUCAAGGGAUGGAGAAUUGGGCCAAGCUUUAAUGGAAUUGAAGAUUUAAAGUCCAAGUGCAAGUCAAGAUCCAAUUGCUAUACAAAUCCAAUCCAACCCAACCCACAUUAAACCUAAAAAAAGAGAGAAACAUGAUGGGUAUAAAGAGAGAGGAGCCGCAUCAUCUCAAAGGAGGGGGGCUGCUGAAAACGGAAAAAGAACGAAAAAAAAGAGAACGGAGCAGAGCCGAAGAACAAGGUGCAGCGACGACCUGGUGCGGCGGCGACGUUUCUUGCUCGGCUCUGGCUCCUCAUCUUCCUCCAAUUUUAGAGUUUAAUUCUUCCCUUCUUCUUUAAUUAUGUCAAGUUUUACUAUCAAUCUUGUUGAAUUUUACAUUAUAUUUGGCUAAACUCCAUAGCUAGGGCAAGGAUGAAACUUAUAUAUUCAAUUUGAUUUUUACUCAUCAUUUAUUUUUCCAUAUUGAUCUUAAAUGUUUAUUGUCUAUUUUUCCAAUUGAUUAUUAGGGUUUUCUUAAAAUAUUAAGUUUUGUCCAACUAGAUUAGAAAUAUUCAAUUGAAUCUAGAAUAAAAUUCUUCACAUAAUCAAGUCCCUGUGGGAUCAACCUGUAUUUGCAUUGCUAUACUUUCGUACGGUUUGUGCACUUGUGAGUAAAAAAAAUCACAACAGUAUUUAAUAAAAAUAGUACUUAUAAGCACCAGCUGCCUCAGCUCCAGCAGCGCAGCCUGCCCAGAGUCAGAAAUCUGCGGCAGCAUCCAGUCAACCCAAGCGGCCCGUACGUACGUGAUGCGAGGACGUACUGAGCAGCCGGCCCAUGACGUCAUCAUGGGUAUGUUUACCUUAUUUGAUACAUCCAUCACAGCAUUAAUUGAUCUGGGUUCUACUUUAUCAUAUGUUUGUAUGCCCAUGCUUGUUAUGCCUAACAUUCCAAGGGAAGACUUGGACAAUCCUGUAAUCGUGUCCAACCCAUUGGGACAUAGUCUACGACUCACUCAUGUAUAUCACGAUUGUCCAUUAGUGGUUCAGGGAAAGACCUUCCCAGAAAGUCUCAUUGAGCUCCCACAUCGUGAGUUUGACAUUAUUCUAGGCAUGGAUUGGCUCACUACCAACCAAGCCGUUGUUGAUUGUGGAGCACAUACUGUUCGACUGAGAGCCGAAGACGGUAGCGACAUUCUGAUCCGUGGUGAGCUUCUUCCAAAAGCCCCAGAACUCAUCUCAUACAUUCACGCUCGCCGACUCAUUCGCAAGAAGUGCGAAGCAUUCCUGUGCACAGUGCGUGACACUCGCUGGGAGGGACCUCGUAGGGAAGACAUCCCUACGAGCAGCGACGAUCUUUGUAUCCAGACUAGUGAGCUCGUCUCUCGAGGCGAGAAGCCGGAUUUCACGGUUCAGGAUGAUAUCUUGUACUAUCGGGAGCCUGAUACGGUCACACUUGAUGAGAAUCUUACGUACGAGGAGGAGCCGUUUGAGACUCUGGCUCGUGAGAUCCGUCAGUUGAGGAACAAAACCAUUCCGCUGGUCAAGGUUCUGUGGAGAAGUCACACCGUUGAGGAGGCGACAUGGGAAACCGAGGAAUCCAUGUGCACUUGUUAUCCACAUCUUUUCAGUGAGCAAUGAUCAGGAAAAUAUUAAGAACAUUGAGGAUAUUUACUGGUAUUUACUUUACUAGUAAAUACUAAUAUUUACUUUACUAGUAAAUACUAGUAUUUACU
Messenger RNA from Cuscuta campestris, 3221 nucleotides. The record is from the annotation of a GenBank genome assembly. Lineage: Eukaryota; Viridiplantae; Streptophyta; Magnoliopsida; Solanales; Convolvulaceae.